Molecule: messenger RNA, 445 nt
Organism: Truncatella angustata
Lineage: Eukaryota; Fungi; Ascomycota; Sordariomycetes; Amphisphaeriales; Sporocadaceae
Exons: 4
Coding region: 34-264 (76 amino acids)
Source: RefSeq, a predicted model, not a curated record
GAGGCCGUUACCAUUGCCCCCUUUCACGCAAAGAUGUUCCAGAACCAAGGCGUUAAGAUUGAGCACAUAUUGACGGUAUUAAGGCAUUAUGAUACAUUUCGACCACUAUCGACACAUACAUUAGAGAGCAUAGCUAAACAAACAUGGUAUAGCUCAAGGAAUUCUUCCAGGGCGACAGUAACCUCCACCUUAUCUCAAGAAGCUCGUGAGAAGGGUUCAUUGAGAGAGGUCAGUCAGCUGCCGACAUCAAGGACGCCUUUAUAAACCAUCAAUCUCAACCAGAAACCGAUCAAAGCGCUGUUUUUUAGGGCUGUUGUCAGGGGUUGAGUUCUCAUCUAAACCAUGUUCACGCUGACAAGCAGAAAAUAAGCAGCCCGCCAAAGGCAUGUAAAUCAUACAUCCUCACUCUAGUCUUAGCUCGGCCGCGUGACUAGUUCAUUUCCUU